GCCCUAUAUAUAACCGAAGCCUUCAUUUGCGAACUCACAGUUAUCUACAACACAAGUUGCUUCCGAUUUCGUUUCAUUUUCCAGAAGAAUUCCGAACUCCGAGAUUUGCUUUCGAUUUUCCUUGAAUCGAAUUGAAUUUUCUUGCUCUGAUUCUUCAGCCAUGGAGUGUAGAACGUUAGAUAUCAACAUCAAGAGGGCCAAGGGUUUAAAGAACGUGAAUCUCUUCUCGACGAUGGACGUUUACGCCGUCGUUUCGAUCUCCGGCGAUCCGCGUGGGAAAUCGAAGCAGAAGACGCCGGUGGCUAAAGACGGCGGCACGGAUCCUCAGUGGAAUCACUCGAUGAGGUUCACAAUCGAUGAGGCUGCUGCACAGGGUAACCGACUUACUCUGAAGAUCAAACUCGUUUCCGAUAGGAGUUUUGGCGAUAAGAAGAUCGGUAAGGUUUUCGUUCCGAUCAAGAAACUGCUCGAUGAAACUGCGAAAGGCGUUGGCGAGAAAUCCGAGAGAACUCUGACUUUCGCCGUCAGGACGCCGAGCGGAAAGGAGAAAGGCACCGUGGAGUUUUCUUACAAAUUUGGGGAAAAAUACACGGUUCAGGCGCCGCCUCCACCGGCAAAGAAAGCCGCCGAGCCUGUGACGGCUUAUCCCCAAGGUUAUCCUGGAUCUAGUUCCGGAUAUCCGGCCGGCGGUGCACAUCCGCCUCCGGUAGGCAGCGCUUAUGCUUAUCCGCCUCCGCCGCAAGGGUACGGAUAUCCACCGGCUCCACAACCUGGAUACGCGUACGGCGGCUACCCACAGCCGGCGCCGGGGUACGGAUAUCCGCCGGUGCAACAGCCGCAUAAGCCACAGAGGAGCGGAAUGGGUGGAUUGGCUUUGGGAGCCGGAGCUGGUCUGCUCGGAGGUUUGCUGAUCGGCGAUAUGAUUUCAGAUGUGGGCGAUGCUGCAGCCUAUGAUGCUGGAUAUGAUGCUGGCUUUGGUGAUGGCUUUGAUUUCUAAGCUCUCUCUCUUCAGACGUCUUCCUUUUUGAUCAGUAUGUCUCUGCCAUGUAUAUGAGGCUUUGAAGCUUUAGAUUACAGAAGUUUUUAAAAUAAAUUGUUGCAAGUUUCCAUUAGAAUGACUAGUUUUUUGCAUUUUUUUGAAAAAGUUUGUAAAGAAUCGUUCACUGAUAUGAGAUAGAAUCUGUUUUUACCUUCUGAUUU
Molecule: messenger RNA, 1200 nt
Organism: Momordica charantia (bitter melon)
Lineage: Eukaryota; Viridiplantae; Streptophyta; Magnoliopsida; Cucurbitales; Cucurbitaceae
Gene: SRC2
Product: soybean gene regulated by cold-2
Biological process (GO): defense response
Source: RefSeq, a predicted model, not a curated record